UUUUUACCAACCUCCACGUGCAGCGUGUUUUGAUAUAUAAUAAUGUCUUUGUAACCUAUUUAUGUAAAUAAAACAUAAAAAAAUUAUAUUUUUUACGUCAGUAGCUGAAAAAUAAUUAUUACCCAAAAAAAAAAAAAAAAAAAACUAGUGAAACAAUAAUGAGGAACUUGACAGUUAGCAGUCAUGUCAUUGCUGACUUACAGGAUCAGUUUAUUCCUUCAGGACUACCCGACAGUGUUAGUUGCUGCUUGGACCCAAUAAAUGACAAUUUAUUUGUAGUGGAUGCAAAUAAUAUUUAUUUAAUCUGUAAAAAUGAAAUGGGAUUUGAAGUACUCAAAAAAACAGGUAUUAAUGACAACACUGAAGCUAAGCCAGUUGGAAUCCAAUACUGGAGUGACAACGAGACUCUUUACUGCGCUUACGACAACGGCGACCUGAUAAAAGUAUCUCCCAAUGAACCAUUUGACCACCAAGUCGCUGCUCAUAUCGACGGCGGUAUAGAGUGCAUUCAACUCAGUCCAGACCAAGAAAUUCUCGUUUUAGUGACCAAGAACCACCAGGUCUACACCAUGAUCUCCAGUUUGCAGGUGAUGUCAGAAGCGGAUUUGACUGCUGAGGAGUUUGGAGACAAACAGUUUGUAACUGUCGGGUGGGGAAAGAAAGAAACUCAAUUUCAUGGGUCUGAAGGUAAGGCUGCGGCUGUAGCCAAAGCUCUUAUCAUCGGCAAGACUGAUAAAGAUACCAAAAAAUCAUCAAUAACUUGGCGAGGAGACGGAACUUUAUUCGCGGUGAGUUUUUUUCACGAGGAAGUCGACGUGAGAUUAUUCAAAAUUUUCAACCGGGAGGGAGUGCUUCAGUACACGAGCGAGCUGACUCACAGGCUGGAGGAAUUUAUCGCCUGGAAGCCGUCAGGAAAUUACAUCGCAGCGACGCAGAGGCUGGAGGAUAAAUACGUGGUGGGUUUGCUUGAAAAAAACGGACUCAAGCAUCGAGAGUUCACUCUGCCGUUCAGCCCCACGGAAGUUGAUGUUAAAAGUUUACUCUGGAGUCCAGACUCGGAGAUUCUCGUGGUAGAAUGCAAGAGCCUGCUUGCUGAUAGUUCUUGCAGCCAGUACUUACAAUUGUGGACGGUUAAUAAUUACCACUGGUACUUGAAGCAGAGCAUUGGCUUCAGUGAAGACGACCCGCUGAUUUAUUACACCUGGAGCUCGGCACCACGUGCUCGCAAACGCUUAAUAACGAUGACGAAGCUUAAGUGUAUGAUUUACUCGUUCAGAUGGACGAUUAAUCACAGCCGCGGGAUGAGCGACACCGAUAAAAGUGUCGUUGGUGUUAUUGACGGUGACAAACUAUUGGUAACUGGGUUCAGAGUGGGCAUCGUGCCACCACCCAUGUCCCACAAGUCUGUGGAAGUUGAUUGCGCUAUUAAUGAAUGUAUCUUUGCUUACUCUUGUCAUAAUGACAGUGACACUGACUCUUGGAUUGAUUCCAAUUCAUUUUUCUUGCUGUUACAAAAUAAUAAACUGGCGCUAUGUUUAUUUAUUCGGGACGAGUUUCCGCUCGAGUACCAAUACAUCAGAUCAUACAAAAUUGAAUGGGAUGAGGAAGCUGCACCGCUAGAAUUGAAAAUAGAAGAAUUAAAUUACUCGCUACAUCAUUUUCUAUGGCUGAAAGAAAAUACAAUGUUGUGUUCAUUGUCACACGGAGAUCAUUGUUAUUUAUGCGUUCUUGAUUUAAUAAACGUUCAUAAAGAUCAAGAUGAUGGACGGAUAAUAAUUAGAGAGGCAUUGAUGAUGCACGAACACAUCCAGCACAUCGUGGCAUCGCCAGGUGACAUGAAUGACACAGCUUACCUGGUGGUAGGCAAUCAAGUGCUAAAAUACAUCCACGGUGAAGGUGCUGUGCCGACAGAAAUAAUUAUCCCGGAAUCUUGUGAUCAAGUGGAGGUCGUGGAGAUCGAGAAACGUCAUGUUAUCGUCAUGCUUGGUUGUACAAACCGUCUGUACGUUGACGGCACAGAAGUCGCUAACAACAUCAACAGUAUUUGUAUUCACUCGGAUUUUCUUUUACUUACGACUCUGCAACACGCGCUUGUUUGUGUCGCCAUGAAUGCUGAUGGAUUCAGUAAACUUUCCAUGUCUAAUUUGUCUCUCAAGUCAUGGGGGACUGGACAAACUGAACAUACUACUGGAGGUUUAAGUAUGAGACGACUCGAGCGAACAUCAAGCUUAAUAAUGGCAAUUCCCGGAGACUCGCGUGCGAUUCUCCAAAUGAAACGCGGAAAUCUAGAAACCAUCCAACCGCGACCUUUAAACUUACACAUAAUAAAAAGCCACUUAAGCUGCCUCAAUUACUUCACGGCAUUCGACAUAAUGCGCAAACAGCGCAUAAACCUGAACCUGAUCUACGACCACAACCCUCGAAUGUUCGUAGAAAACACUGAGAAAUUCAUCGACGAAAUAAAGAACCCCUGCUGGCUGAACCUUUUUAUCUCCGAGCUCCACGAGGAAGACGUCACAGAAACGCUCUACAGUUCUUGUUACACUGACCAAGAAAACGAGUCAAGAAAAUCCGAGGACAUUCCGGAGGAAGGAAAAGUCGAGAAAAUUUGCCAGUUAUUAAGAUGCAUUAUGGAAAAAAAAUCCGAGACUCGCAAUCUUAUCCAGCCAAUUUUAACCUGUCUUGUAAAAAACAAGCACACUCCAGGAUUAGAAGCAGCUUUGAGAAAAAUUAAGGAGUUUAAGUCCAAAGAAGGAACUAAUUCUUCUCGCCAGUCUGCAGAAGAAGCCUUAAAAUAUCUACUGUACCUAGUAGACGUUGAUGUGCUCUACGACAUUGCUCUAGGAAUGUACGACCUCGAGCUAGCUAAAUUCGUAGCUUCUAAAUCUUUUAAAGAUCCUAAAGAAUAUUUACCGUAUUUAAAUGGGCUUGCUAAUCUCGAAGAAAAUUAUCGCAAGUUUAAAAUUGAUAAAGAUCUAAAGCGAUACGAGUCUGCAUUAGAUAAUAUUGCGAAGCGUUUGGAUAAAUUUGACGAGUGUAUCAAUUUAAUUUGCAAUUACGAUCUCUUUGCAAAGGCAAUUAAAUUGUUUCCGAAGGACGGGAAGGAGUAUAAGGAAAUUGCGAGAAUUUAUGCAGAAAAUCUGAUGAGAAAUAAACGGUACCGCGAAGCCGGGUUGAUGUUCCAGCGGAGCGGAGAAUUGGAGCGCGCUUUGCAGGUCCACAAGACAGCUGGUAGUUGGCAAGACGCCAUUAUAGUGGCCACUAAAAUGAAGAUGAAUCCUGGGGAGCUAAAUGUUCUCUACCAAGAUCUUGUCACGCAGCUGCGCGAGGAGAAGAAGUUCCGCGAGGCAGCUGAGAUAUGUCUGACUUAUCUAAACCAUGUUGAAGAAGCUGUGUCACUUUUGAGCGAAGGCAAAGAGUGGAGAGACGCGCUGAGAAUCGCUCACUCGUUUAAAAGGCUUGAUUUGAUUGAGACACAUGUCCAGCCUGGCUCGCAUGAGCAUGCAAUAGAGAUUUAUUUUAGAAUUAACAAAAAUAAGGAGGAUUUUUUGAAGCACAAGCGACGAUUGAUGAUUGUGAGGAAGGAAAAGGCGAAAAAACAGGCGCUUAUGAUUGAAGCUUUGGAAGAAGAGCGCGGAAAUGUGGGGAGAGACUUCAGCGAUUUUCUUAGCGAGACUAGCAGUGUGGCUGGAUCUGCUGCGAGUGGCAGUUCCAGGAGCUCCAGGUGCUCGGGAAGAAGCUACAGGUCCGGGAAAAAUAGACGCAAGCAUGAAAGAAAGGUCCUGGAUAUCAAAGAAGGAAGCGCUUAUGAAGAUCUUGGAUUGAUUCGAGCGCUUCAUGUUAUUAUUGCGAAUACUUACUUGCAACGUGAGGAGGUUCAUGCGGUUAAUAGAGUACUGCUGCAGUUCUUCUUUGAUGAGCUCGCGGAGAAGUUACAGAAUGCGCUGAAGGAUUUGCUGGGUCUUAUUGAGAAGAGCAAGCAUGAGAUUUGGGUCAAGGUGGCUGAUGAUGAUAAUGAUCCGAAUAAAUUGCAGAGUUGUUUGUUGGAAGCUAAGUUUACUUAUCCACCAGAAGCAGGCUCCAGCCAGUGGUCGCUUGAUUUAUUUCCACAUUCUAGAAAUUUAACUUAGAUAUUUUUUAGGGGGUAGAAGUACUGUUUGUGGACAGUGGACCCUUUUUUGGACACUUUAUUUUUUAAUUAUUGGAUAAAUAUUUUUAUAAGUGCAAGACUAUGAAUUCAAUGAGUAUAAAUGGAGUAAUUCAUAAAUUCUAUUUGGAUAAGGUAAAAGAUCCAGUUACUGACACUGGCACUGGUCUAGUUGUUUGACACUCGCAAUUUUAUUCUAAUUGAAAAAAAUAAAAUGUUCUUAAAA
This is a messenger RNA of Cotesia glomerata, 4373 nucleotides long. RefSeq names its product putative elongator complex protein 1 (gene Elp1). The coding region runs from base 159 to 4130 and encodes 1323 amino acids. NCBI's taxonomy places the organism in Eukaryota, Metazoa, Arthropoda, Insecta, Hymenoptera, Braconidae. Gene Ontology annotation, molecular function: tRNA binding. The transcript is spliced from 6 exons. The record is from RefSeq and is a predicted model, not a curated record. Gene Ontology annotation, cellular component: cytosol; elongator holoenzyme complex. Gene Ontology annotation, biological process: tRNA wobble base 5-methoxycarbonylmethyl-2-thiouridinylation.